UUGGAGAGGAGGACACAGGCACUCAAAACCCUGUCUGUGCUUGGUAUAUUAGGCAGCCAGUGCUCUUGGCUGGGAGCCCAGACGAGGCUUUUGUAAUCAAAACAUGAUCUUGUAUGCUGUGCAACCAGUGCUGAGAAAGGCCGUCUGAUGGCUCUCCUCUUUUAGCUCUGCUCUGGAAUCCGCCGGGCUUUGCCGCCGAUGUCCAACAUGCACCGAGCUGAUGCUGCUGUGGAUGAUGCAGUGUUAAGGAAGAAAGAGCAGAAAGAUGUUGAACUUGAUAAGAAAAUCUUGGCUUUGCGGAAAAAGAAUGAAGCGCUCAUACGGAGAUACCAGGAAAUAGAAGAGGACAAAAAGCGAGCUGAGCAGGAGGGAAUGGCUGUUACCUCCAGGAGACCCAAGCAGGAUGGACUCACUAUUACCAUCACCAAGGCUCACAACGACCUGAAAGAUGCAAUUACCCAGACUGAACACUAUGGACAAGAUAGCCCAGCCCUCUCGAUGGACAAGAGGGUGGUGAGCGAGAAAUGGGGGAGCCCCUGUCCUACGAGCCCUGGGUUCGGCAUUGGCAGUGAGGAAGAGGAGGAGGAGGAGGAGGCAGAUCAUAUGUUCACAUUCAGGAUGGGGAAGAGGAUGCAGCUGGCUGUUACCAUGGACAACAAAGCCAAGGGCAAGCGGAUCGUCAGUGAGAAACGCACCGAGUGCUUCCCUGGCCCAGGCAGAGUGCCAGACCUGAGCGAAGAAGAGACGGACCAUUUGGUGGCUUUCCGCCGGGGGAGAAGGAUGCAGAUUGCCAUCACUAUGGAUAACAAGGAAAAAGCAGAGGAGAGGAGAACAGCAGAGAAGAGGAGAUCAGACAGUGACAGAGGCGCAGAAAGCGAGCACAGCCGGAAGGAUAGCGGGAAGUCAGUGCAGAAGAGCCCUGGAGACCUCAGUUUCCCCAUGACUGGACGGGAACGCUCAGAGUACAUACGCUGGAAGAGGGAGCGCGAUAAGAUUGAUCUGGAGCGACUGGCACGCCACAAGAACGCGAAGGGCGAGUGGCGACGGGCUUGGGAUGUGGAGAAGUCGGAGCACAUGUUUGAAGAGGACUUUGUUAAGGAUGGGGAGCCAGCCUUGGAUAAUCCCAGCAAUAAGAAAGGGGGAAGAAACGCAAGGAAAUUCCAGCACAGGUCCUUUCCCCCCGACGGGAGAGGUGGAGGACAGCAUGGAGUGAGUGUGAGCGACCCUGGUCCGAAAGCAGUACCUGCUGUGAGCAGCCGAGCCAAAGGGAAGGACAGACUGACCGGCAGAGCCAGGAGAUGGGAUGCAAAAGAAGGCGAGGACAUGUCUUUUCUGAAGGAUGACCUUGAGGGCCAGAGGAGCCUUGGUACGGACAAGCGGAAGAGCAGAGGUGAGGAGAGGGUGGAAGAGAACUGUACAGCUGAGCUGGAGGAGGAGGCAAAACAGCCAAGCCCCCAGGAUCAUGUAGCCUCCUCAUCACAAAGGCUACGAAAUGGAAAGGUCCAGUCUGCCCACAAUGGCCAGAAGGAGGAGCGGAGAGGAGUGAAGGGCUUCAGCAUGGAGGUGUCUGCAGCCAGCACAGGUGACUCAGAGCCAGGGCCCAAGCCAAGUAAGGAAGGUGUUGGGGAAGAUGCCAAUGGGAAGCCUGGCACUGAUGAUACCUCUCAGGAGAAGGAGAGCACUAACAGCGCUGCUUCACAGAGCAGCCUUCCAAGCACUGUGCAAGCCCCCAGGCACGGCAGCGAGGAGACCUUGUCAUUGCCUGUGGAAGCAAGUUUAGGUGGAGCUGGCUUAGAGGAAAACACAGCUUUAGAACAGGAGUCCGCUGAGGCCUCUUCAAACGGCCACGGAGAAAACCUUGACACAGCAGCGGGAGACAGACUGGAUGCAGGUCAAGGACAGCUGGUGAGAAAAAGAGGGGAGGAAGUGACCCAAGACGCUGCCCUGCAGGGGCAAACGCUUGCACUGAAAGGAGAUGAAGACGCUGAAGGCACUGAACACAGAGGAGAGCCUUUGCCCCCAGGGAAAGCCAACUCUGACAAGACUGUUGUGUCUGAGCAGGACACAGGAAAAUCACAUACCACGGAAGGGGACCAGCCUGAGGAUUGCAAGGACAAGGACAGUGGGGACACUCUCAACUAGCAGAGAUUGUACCUGCCUGGGACAGAAGGAUAACGUGCUGAAGGUGGUGGAUGAGAAGAGGAGCGCAAGCUUGUCCUCGCUCUUUGACCUCCCAUGAAAUCAGCUUUCAGCACCCAUCCGCGACACGUGGGGUCCCCCGCCACCACCCCCCACUCCCUGCUCACACUUUCGGCGUCACCCUUUCCUGUCCGUACGCCAAAGGACAGGGAAGGCCCCGACCUACAGACAAACACCGUCACUUUUCUUUUGUAUUUGUUUUGCCUAUAUUGCAGCUGUGUGGCAAGCCAAUGAAAUGUCUACUGGAUGCACUUUAUUUUAUUUAAUAACUAAUUCUGUUUAAAGUUAAGAUUUCGGUUUCUGGGCUCCCCACCCGUUUCCUCCCGCAGGGGCUGGCAGGGAACCGCAGGUGCCGGGAGGUCAGCAGCGGCUGUGCGAGCUCUCCCCUGCUGUUGGGCAGGGAGCAGGCGGCUGGCAGAGCGUUGGGAGACAGGGUGAGAGGCGUUACGUUGUAGUUCAGUAGGUGGAUGAAAAAGUAGUGUUCAGAGCAGCUCUCGUGCUAGAGGUUUGUAUGCGGUUGAAGUGUUGGCGGGGGCGUGCGGUAGCUGCGUGGGUCGCGGGGCACAAAGGGGACGGUGCGUUCUUGAGUUACGCUGUGGGGCGCAGGCGCUUUUGACAAGCACGCAUCAACCACAGCACCUCGUCCUUUAAAAGCUUGCUUUCCUCCUGUUCGAUGUAGUAGGGCACAAGCAGCAGAGGCUCAACCAGCACGUCAGGAGAGACUGCUUUUUUUCCAAGGAAGGUGGCUGCUAGGGUGAAGCAGGUAUGCAUGCAGCUCAGCAAAACACUGCAGGCCGGGAAGGCUACAGUAACUGGAGGUGCUUGCAGCUCCACGUGCCACGCAGGGCAAGGAGGACAGCACAAACCCAAUAACCUUCCUUCUCCACCACGCUGCACGAAGGAGUCUGCGGCAGAACCCAGGCCAAAUUGGAGCUGAGGGUCUAAGGCUUCCUGUCAAACGCUUUCACCUUCCUGGUUGUGCCUCUCACAGCCUUGUGCUUGAAUAAGAGGGCAGCAGUUCCCCUGGGAGCUGCCAUGCAGGCGUUUCGACCUGGCCUUAAAAGAUACCUUUCAAAUCGAGGAUCUGGAUGAGCAUUUACAAGCUUAAAUGAGCGAGAAUGCCAGCUGCUUGGAUUGCCGUGCAGCUGAGAUUCACAGCAAACUAGGACCUAGCUGAAAUGCAGCUACCAAUUAAGAAGGCAGAAAGCAGGCACAAGGGAAACACAACAUAAUUUCUGACUUCUGAAUGACGGAGCAGAGAGGCUCUCACCCUCAUUUUAAAGUGCUGCUCUAAAGCUCAAUACAGGAGUAAAUGUCCGCGCAGACACGUGUGCGUGGAGAUUUACUGGAUUUCAUUGCAAGGUGCAUUCGCUAACCAGAAUGGCAGGCUGCCUUGGUGAUAAGGUAGGCACGUGUGGACUGAAAUACUGUACGCUGUUUUAAUAAACUAAUAUUUGCACAGG
This is a messenger RNA of Phalacrocorax carbo (great cormorant), 3662 nucleotides long. Lineage: Eukaryota; Metazoa; Chordata; Aves; Suliformes; Phalacrocoracidae. The record is from RefSeq and is a predicted model, not a curated record.